Molecule: messenger RNA, 1104 nt
Organism: Penicillium digitatum Pd1
Lineage: Eukaryota; Fungi; Ascomycota; Eurotiomycetes; Eurotiales; Aspergillaceae
Source: RefSeq, a predicted model, not a curated record
AUGGAUCCCGCGGACGUGGAUGUUAGUCUUGAAGUGGGCGACGAUAAGGUCUCCCACAUACAGACUGAAUCUGCACUUCCCCACGUGCUACCUUCUGUGGAAGACAACUUCGACGAAGACCCUGGCACUGCGUCCGUCUCUACCGGAGUGAAGCGCAAGCGUGUCACUACCCCAACACGCACGCAGGCACAUUCAUCUGCUGGGACCAUUGACCCCCUCCCUUGGCACCUAGAUUCUGCCUACAGUAACUCGCUAGACUCUUCGCCUGCAAUUGACAAGUCCCGUCUGACUCGGCUUGGAACCGAGGAGCUUGAAGGGUCUGUGUGGUCCCCACCCCCCACGCGUCAGCUUCAUCUCGGUGCCAUGGCUCCUCUAGAGCCCUCGGAGUUGCCUGGCCUUCCGCCCAACCCCAACCCCAGCUCGCGCGUUUGGGAAUCUCACCGUCCUUCCAAUCUGAACUUCACCAUUUACGAAGACCCUCAGGACCAGGAGAGCCCCAGGGUCAGCCCUUUGCAGGAGGGGUUCCACACGAUCGAAGAGAAUAAAGAGAACAUCUUCCUCACUAGCUCUGACUAUGGUACCUCUGAUGAAGAUGAACAGGGCACUCGGCCCAACCUCUCUUGGAAUGAAGCUUCCGCUGGCCCUCGCGAUGCCUUCGGUCUCCCCCUCAACCAUGAAAUGUCAGAUUUCGUCCGACCUCGCGAUACGCCAUUCCCCGAGCGCCACAUGCGCCGCGGUCGAGAGGUCCUGCGGACCCUCUGGGUUGAUGAGACACAAGUUGCCGAGGAAGAUAAUGGUCGGCUGCAUGAUAACGUUCUGACUGACGCCCAGCUUCGGGAGAUUGAGCAGAUUGAGGAAGGUUUCCAACGAGGACGAACUAUGUUCCGCCCUAACCGCCCCUCUGCUUUGCGUGAAAAUGCCCCCUUUCAGGCUCCGGCCAACUUUGAUGAUGACGUUCGCCGCGUCCUUGAUUUCCAGCAAAUCGAUGAUCCUCCCACUGCUACCGCUGAGGGAAACGAGGGUCGUCGCUCUGUCACUUUCGCGGAAAGCGAGGUGGAGCACCAGCAGCACCAGCCGGAGCAGGAACAGGAGCAAGACCAGUGA